Malurus melanocephalus (red-backed fairy wren) is the source of this 2082-nucleotide messenger RNA. RefSeq names its product copine-1-like. NCBI's taxonomy places the organism in Eukaryota, Metazoa, Chordata, Aves, Passeriformes, Maluridae. The transcript has 6 exons. Gene Ontology annotation, cellular component: plasma membrane. Gene Ontology annotation, molecular function: calcium-dependent phospholipid binding. Bases 67 to 438 code for a protein of 123 amino acids. Gene Ontology annotation, biological process: regulation of canonical NF-kappaB signal transduction; positive regulation of tumor necrosis factor-mediated signaling pathway; cellular response to calcium ion. The record is from RefSeq and is a predicted model, not a curated record.
UUCGCCACUUCUUCUCUGGAUUGACCAUUCCUGAUGGGGGCGUGCAUAUUGUAGGGGGUGAACUGGAUGGCCGCCUGCGUGUCCCGCCUGGAGCUGUCCGUGCCCUGCCAGAGCCUCCUCCACACAGACCUGGGCUCCAGGUCGGAUCCCUGCUGUGUCCUGCUGCGGGACGCGGGCGGUGGCCGCUGCGCUGAGCUAGAUUGCACGGAGAAGAUCAAGAACUGCCAAGACCCUGAAUUCUGCAAGAAACUGGUUGUGGACUAUUACUUUGAGAAAGUGCAGAAGCUGAAAUUCAGCAUGUAUGAUAUGGAUAACAAGUCUUUUGAUUUAAAUGAUGAUGACUACCUGGAAGGGAUCGAGUACACACUGCUACAGGUUGUGUCCAGCUCAAUGUUCACCCGACUACUGGAAUUGAAGCAGGAAAGGGCAGUAUUAUGAUUUCAGGAGAGGAGAUUAAAGAUACCAGAGUUGGAAUAACUGGAAAUCGAAGCCCAAAACUUGGACAAACAGGAUUUUUUAGGCAAAUCGGAUCYAUUUCUGGAGUUUUAUAAGCAGAGUGAUGCUGGAACAUGGCAGCUCAUCUACAGAUCAGAGGUAGUAUUUCCACACGAUGUUUUCCUUGUUGAUAAAGCAGCUUACUCUUACCAAAAGUGAGAGUUCCACUCCUCUCUGGGUCAUGCUAUGCACCAGUUUUGCAGAGAACGUUGUAUCCUAUAAAAAGACACUCUGUUCCCUAAGGCUACAGCAAAUUGUUUAUUUGCUACCUGGUGACUGGAUGGAGCCACCUGAGUGAGGAUUCUGACCAYGGACAGCAAGUGAGAAGAGGGACUCUCUCUUCCUUUUCACUGGCGUUGAGCUUGGCUGUAAAGKUUAACUUUACCCAGAGCAUUAAGUUUUUAUUUCUUGGAGGGCUGUUGCUUGGCCGUUGAUAGUGCCAGAGUUGAACUGCUUGAGGCUGCUCUUUGCUUGCUGUGCAGAGCCCUCGUGUCAUGAUUCCUAGUGAGUUGCAUGCAUUCAUCAUGUGCAUUAUGCUGUAAUUAUUUUAAGGUGGUCAAGAGCAACUUAAAUCCAUGCUGGAGGAAGUUCAGKGUACCCUUGUAAACGUUCUAUGGUGGAGAUUUUAAUAAACUAUCAAGUUACAGCCUUCAGAAAUUCUCUUUGUUGUUCCAAGUCAUCUGUUCUCUGUUGAUGCUAAGUCUGAGUUAUCUGGUUGUCUAGUCAUAUUUAAAUUAUUAGAUUGCCUUUCUAGAACUGUAGUGUAGCAGGUAAGUGUUUAUGCAUCUGUAUUAAAACAYUGAGUUGUCAAACUGAGAAGUCAGGAAAUGCAGAAGUGAUGUGAUUUCCAUGAUUAGUCGUAAGAAGAAUUAUAAUGGGUGUUUUUUUUCUCUAUUCUGGCCAGGGUUUCAGGUUGGGCUUUGGUGAUGGUGUCUUGGUUGGUUGUUUUGGGUUUUUUUCAUUAUGGCUUUUUAGCAUUGUUUCUAAGUUAACUGAGAAGCUUGCAGAUGUUGGACAAAGUUGAGUGCCUUGGGAUACUGACAGAGAGAGGAGACAUCUGUCAGAUUUAUCCCUUCAUGAGACUGGAAGCUUUUUCCAGCUCUUAUCUCAAAAUUUAGUUUUGAGUYAUAACUGCAUUUCCUUGUGGUCUUGUAUAUGAUAACUGAUUCUCUGUAGUCCUGGCUUGAGGAGGUGUAGCAGAACAACUACAUAUUUUAAUGUUUAUACAAAAGAAAAUUUGAUAGUAACUUAAUAUGUUAAUUUUUCUUCUAAGCAAUGCGUUGAUAAUUUAAAGGCAUUUAUAUCCAUAGAUAGGUCUGUGUGAAUAUAAUUUCUCUCUACUUACCUAACACCUAAAUACUUUACAUUAGCAGAAUUCUACUGYUUCACCCUAUCUCUGAAGAAAUUUCAUGCUGAAAGCUUGAURUGGAUGAUUUAGCAAAAAAGCAUGCAUGCUGAUGUUGUUCUUUGUGCCUUAUGGCAAGUCCUAAGAAUUAUUGAUAUUAUUAACCUGGAAAUAGGUGUUCAGGUGUUGUCUUGGUUUAAGACAGGUGUCUUCAAGGUGGGAACCUUCCUGUGGUGGAAAAU